UGGUUUUUGCAUCUAGUAAUGAUUGAAAACUACACAUUCAACAGCUAUAUGCUGCAAAUUGAAGGGUUAAAUGUGGAAGAGGCGUCCAUGUACCCUGCMUUCUUCCUGUUGCUGUCUGUCUAUCUGUUCAUUAUGAUAGCUAAUGUUGGGAUUGUGGCUCUGAUUAUYCUCGAUAAAAGCCUCCAUCAGCCCAUGUAUUUGCUGUUUUGCAACCUGCCUUUUAAUGAUAUUCUGGGAAACUCUGUCAUGUUGCCUCGUGUGUUGAUGGACAUCCUCCAGCCGCAGGCUGAGCGCCUCAUCAGUUACUACGAGUGUGUUGUUCAGGCUUUCUGUUCCCACAUGUUCGGCACCACGUCCCACACCGUGCUGAUGAUCAUGGCCUUUGACAGAUAUGUUGCCAUCUGUAAUCCUCUGCGUUACUCUGUGAUAAUGACCAACAGGAUGGUGGUGAAGCUGACAGUCUCUGCCUGGGGGUCGGCCUUGGUUCUGGUYGGGAUUCUGCUGGGUUUGACCAUUCGACUGAGCCGCUGCAGGACUCUGAUCACCAACCCGUACUGUGACAAYGCCUCACUGUUCAAGCUGUCCUGUGAGAGCGUGGUGAUCAACAACAUCUACGGCCUGACCUUCACUGUGGUCCUCUUGACAGCCUCCAUCGGCAGCAUCAUUGUCACCUACACCAGGAUCACUGUUGUCUGUCUGACCAGUAAGAGCAAGUCUCUGAACAGUAAAGCCUUGAAGACCUGCAGCACACACCUCUUUGUCUACAUGAUUAUGUUUGUUUUCGGGAAAAUGAACAUUGCGCUGCAUCGUUUCCCUGAAUACUCAGAGUACAGGAAACUGUGUCUUAUUCUGUUUCAUAUCAUCCCCGGCAGCCUGAACCCCAUCAUCUACGGYGUUCAAUCCAGAGAGAUAAAACGGUUCCUGUCCAAGCUGUUCUACUCCAGAAAGWUUCUGUCAUCAUAA
Messenger RNA from Poecilia reticulata (guppy), 963 nucleotides. Its product is annotated as olfactory receptor 8G17-like. Gene Ontology annotation, cellular component: membrane. Gene Ontology annotation, biological process: detection of chemical stimulus involved in sensory perception of smell; G protein-coupled receptor signaling pathway. The record is from RefSeq and is a predicted model, not a curated record. Gene Ontology annotation, molecular function: odorant binding; olfactory receptor activity. NCBI's taxonomy places the organism in Eukaryota, Metazoa, Chordata, Actinopteri, Cyprinodontiformes, Poeciliidae.